This is a messenger RNA of Hermetia illucens (black soldier fly), 1138 nucleotides long. RefSeq lists its product as uncharacterized. The record is from RefSeq and is a predicted model, not a curated record. Bases 55 to 1014 code for a protein of 319 amino acids. The transcript has 2 exons. Lineage: Eukaryota; Metazoa; Arthropoda; Insecta; Diptera; Stratiomyidae.
GAUUAAAAGGUAGUUGAAACGUGUCUUCACAACAAUCUAUUUGUCACUGGGAAGAUGAAAACUCUGCCUUUGAUUUUAGUCACUUUGGCCUUACUCGCACCAACAAUUUGGGCGGCCUCAAUAUUCGAAUUCGAUAACGAAAACUCCCUAGCAGAACAUGCUCGUGCAGUAAGACAAGCAGAUAGCGAGGGAGGAGCAGAUGAUUAUGCUGACGAUUACGAUGAAACCGAUGAAGGUGAAGAUGCUGAAGAAGGUGGGGAGGCUGGUGUCAGUGACGCCAAUGAAAGUGGCGAAGCUGCCGGAAAUGAGGGCGCUGCUGCAGCAGGGGAAGAUGAAGGGAAAAGUGGAGACAAUGGUACCACUGUAAGCGAUGGGAAUAACGAAUCCGAUGGAAGCAACGUUAAUAAUGACGCUAAUGGCACCAGUGAAGUCGGUGAUGACAAUACUCCGGGCGUAAGCGAGGGAAAUGCUGGAGAUGGUGAUGCAUCCGAUAACAGUCAAACCGAUGAAGGCCAGGAAAGUGUCGGAGGUAAUGAAGCUGGAGAAGGCGACGGAGACAACGUAAAUGACGGAGACAAUGGGAAUGACGGAGAUAACGCCAAUAAUGGAGACAGUCCAAUCACAGAAAGCAAUCAAAGCAGUAGUGACAUUGGAAACGCUGGCAACACCAGUGGAAACGAUGGUUCUCCCAGCAAACCUGCUCAAGGGGCGAAUGACGGUAGUAAAGGACAAGGAGGCAAACGUCCUGUUCAGGCACCUAAGAGGAAUCCCGCAAAACGAAAACCUAAAAAACCUAGCCGCGCAAGUGGAAAGGCACGACGUCCCGCACGCCGGGGGAACAAGCAACCACAAAAGGGUCGUCAAAAUCGGCGACCCAAUCGUAAAACUAAUGCCCGAAGAAAUCAGCCAACCCGGGCUACUCAAAAAGUUAAUAAACAAAACAACAAACGUAAGCAAACUAAUCGCAACAACCGUAAACAAAAUAAUCGCAACAACCGUGCUCGUCGAGGUUAAUUAUUAGACAUCUUAAAAGUUUAAAGGGGCUGACUCCCUGUCCCUUUUCAUGUUGAACUUUGUGAGGAUUCAAUAAAAAUUGAAAUUAUCUACCCAAAGAACCGAAAUAUACAUUUACUCAUAA